AGUGUUUAUUCUCUCAACAUUCUGGUAUCUCAUUCUUAUUAAUGGGAUGGCACUGUGUGAGGUAGGGAAGUGGGAACCCAUGUGGGGGUGCUCUUUAAUAAUCAUUCAUAGGGCUGUGUGUCUGUCACAAUGGGAAAGAAGUCACAGACACUGUGAUUUUCCCAUUUGUUCAUGACUUUUUGUGUGUGUCCAUGACUCACCCUGCAGUGGUGGCUCCUGCAGUGCCUGUCCUGCUGGGCUGUGCCCAGCCCCCCACUCCAGGCAUUGUGACCAAGUGCACUGGGUUGCAGCGCAGCUCAGGUGUGGCCCAACUCCCCCUCUGGAGUGGACACAGCAGCUACCAAUGUCCGUGUCAGAAUCGCCAGCUAGGGAUGAGUAAGAUCCAAGAGAUAGAACACCUGAGCUCUGUGAACAUAGAGAGAUGAGAUAGGGAACGGGGUGAAGCUGAUUGUGUAACUGUUAUUCUAUCUAAUCUAUCUUUCUAUCUAUUAUGAGAUACCAUGCAAACCCCUGAGAGGGAUCUAAAUACCUAUGUGGUCUCAACAGGACCGAGCUAUGGAAGAAAACUUAACAGCAGUGACAGAGUUUAUCUUUCUGGGCUUCUCAGACCUCCAGCAUCUGCAGCCCCUUCUUUUUGUCCUCAUCUUACUCAUCUACCUCUUCACACUAAUAGGAAAUGGCCUCAUCAUCGCUGUCACGGUUGCUGACCUGGCCCUCCACAAUCCCAUGUAUUUCUUCCUCAGGAACUUGUCAGUCUUGGAGAUCUGCUACACUUCAGUGGUCGUCCCUAAGACCUUGACCAACCUCCUGUCAGAGAAGCAGGCUAUCUCUUUCCUGGGCUGUGCAGUCCAGAUGUACUUCUACCUUUUCUUUGGCAGCACAGAGUGUGGCCUGCUGACUGUUAUGUCCUAUGACCGGUACGUUGCCAUAUGCAACCCCAUGCGUUACCCACUCAUCAUGAGCAGAAAGGUCACCCUAAGCUUGGCAGCUAUGGUGUGGAUCGUGGGCAAGUUGGUGGCAUGUGAGCAAACGGCAGCCAUAUUCACGUUACCCUUCCAUGGGCUGAAUAAAAUCAACCACUUCUUCUGCGACAUCCUCCCAGUGCUUAGGCUGGUGAGCACAGACACAUCACUCAUCAAUGCCAUUCUUUCCUUUCUCACUAUGGUGUUCACAAUGGUCCCCUUAAUCUUAAUCAUCACCUCCUAUGCAAGCAUCAUCUGCACCAUUCUGAAGAUGCACUCAGGAGAGGGGAGACACAAAGCUUUCUCCGCUUGCUCCUCACACCUAAUCACAGUUAUCUUAUUCUACUGCAGUGGCUUUAUCACCUACAUGAGGCCCAGUUCCAAUGUCUCUGUGGACACCGAUCGAGCCCUCGCCCUGUUGUACACGGUCAUUAUUCCAACAUUCAACCCAAUCAUAUACAGUCUGAGGAACAAAGAAGUCAAGGAGGCUCUGAGGAAAUUCUUGACCAAGAGUAACAUUUCUUUGUUCUCAUAAAUACAGUUGUUUUUUUUUCUGAUCAUUGAGCCCCAUUGAAGUGUCUCAAUUUGGGAGGUGUCACAAAGUCAGAAAAUGUCUGUAUUAUUGCUUAACAAUAUGAAGUAUAGUUUGGUUUCCCUUUUUAGUUCUAUAAUGGUGUCUGACUAGGGGGGGGAUAACUCAGUGGUCUGAGCAUGAGCUUGCUAAACCCACAGUUGUGAAUUCAA
Molecule: messenger RNA, 1706 nt
Organism: Gopherus evgoodei (Goodes thornscrub tortoise)
Lineage: Eukaryota; Metazoa; Chordata; Testudines; Testudinidae
Product: olfactory receptor 10A7-like
Exons: 1
Coding region: 532-1497 (321 amino acids)
Biological process (GO): G protein-coupled receptor signaling pathway
Cellular component (GO): membrane
Molecular function (GO): olfactory receptor activity; G protein-coupled receptor activity
Source: RefSeq, a predicted model, not a curated record